GCUCAGGUAAACUCCAACAAUACUCCACCUUCAUCCUUACAAGGACAAUGUCGGAGAAACCUCUGUCUAACGAAUUCGUCGAGGAUUCCGACGACGAGGGCGUCACCACCGCCGCUGCUCCAGCCGUCGACGCCGACAACAACGACGAACACCCCUCAACCUCCGACAAGAAGCGAGCCAGGGACGAUGACGACGACGAAGAGGACGAAGAAGAUGAUGAAGAAGACGACGAGGAUGAUGAUGACGAAGAGGAUGAGGAAGACGAGGACGGAGAAGUAGGAAACAGCCGCCGACCGAGGAAGAAGGCCCGUCGAAGGGUCAACCAGUUCAUUGACAUGGAAGCCGAAGUCGAAGACGACGAAGAUGAACUCGAAGACGACGAGGACGAAUUGGCUCGCGAAGAUGGGUUCAUUCAGGAAGAGGGGCAUCCGGAUGAUGUCGAUAACCUCCGUGCCGACAACGACCGUAUCCACCGCGGUCUCGACCGUCAACGCGCCGAGGAGGCAGAGAUGGAUGCGCACGAGAUGGCGGCACGCUUGAAGGAACGGUAUGGACGUUCGGCUCGGAGCAAGUAUUCGGGUGAUUCGGCAAUUGUGCCGCAGAGGCUUCUCAUGCCUGAUAUCUCUGGGCCCAAGAUCUGGGGUGUCAGAGUCAAGCUCGGGAAGGAAAAGUCAAUCAUCAUGACUAUGCUGCGUCGUGCAAAGGAUUGGGAAAGAGCUGGUACGCCACUCACGAUCUACUCUGCUUUCGAGCGUGAGAGUUUGGGUGGGUAUGUCUACGUCGAGGCCGAUAAUGUCGCGUCGGUGUUAACGGCUGUUAAUGGUAUCCUUGGUGUCUACAUGGGUAAGAACGCAAAGCCUUUGUUGAUCCCGUUGGAGGAGAUGACGCAACUCUUGACCGUACAGAAGAAGAUCAAGGAGUUGCUUCCUGGUGCGUGGGUUAGGCCUAAACGCGGUCCAUACGCCGGUGAUCUCGCACGCGUCGAGAACAUUUCCGAGAACGGACUCGCAGCGACCUUGAAGCUCGUUCCCCGUAUCAACUACGCUAAAGAGGAGACGACCAAGGGUCCGAGCGGCAGAGAAGUCAAGGUCAAGAUGACCAUCAAGAACCGCCCCCCUCCGCGCUUGUUCAACGAAAUGGAUGCGCAAAAGGGAGCUCAACAUAAGACUUUCCAGCGUCGCGGGAAGAAUGUUUUCCAGUUCGGUAGCGAUACGUUCGAGAAUGGGUAUCUUAUCAAAGAUUUCCCGAUUCGUGCAUUGUCGCAGGAUAAUGUUGACCCGAGAUUGGAGGAAAUUACUGCGUUGGAACAGGGACGGGAUGAUGAACAGGGAUUGGAUUUGCAUCAGAUUGCGCAGUCGCUUAGGUCGACGGAACAGACUCAGAUCUUCUCGCUUGGUGAUCAGGUUGAGGUCACGAAUGGUGAAGCCCGCGGAACUGUCGGAAAAGUCAGGCAAGUCAUCGGCGAUAUCAUCACCAUCAAGCCCGCAGACCAAGAUCUCGGGGAUAUCGACGUCCCAACCCGUUCGUUGCGCAAGAAGUUCGUCCAGGGUGACCGCGUGAAGGUCAUCAACGGACGCUACAAAGACGAAACCGGUUCCGUCAUCAAGACCUACAACGACCAAGUCAUCUUGUACGCGGACACGAGUAACAGCGAAAUCACGGUCUUUACGAAGGAUUUGACGAUUGCGGAGAAUAGUGUUGCACCUCAGUCUGCGGGACAGUACAAGUUACAGGAUUUGGUACAGUUGGAUGCGACGACGGUCGGUGUUAUCACGCAUAUCGAGCGUGGUCUCGUGCGUGUCCUGGACCAGAAUGGAAUCAAGAAGACGUUGUUGCCGCAGCAGAUUCCGCUGAAGAUCGAUCAGCGUAAACCUGUUGCGACGGAUUCGCAUGGUUCCGAGAUCAGGGUCGGUGAUCAGGUCAAGGAGGUUGACGGCGAGGGCAGGAAUGGAACGAUUUUGCAUAUUUACCGUUCGUGGGUGUUUUUGACGAACCACGAAUACCACGAGAACGCUGUCUUCGUCCUUCGUUGUGUCAAGGUUGCUACGAUUAAUGCGAAGGGUGGGAGGCCUACCAGUGAUGGUGGUGCUGGUGAUAAGAUGUCUCGCGAUAUGAAGCCACCGCCGAAUGUUGCUAUGCCGAGUCGUGGUGGACGUGAUCGUGUCAUUGGGCAUAAUGUUACGAUCGCGCAGGGUCCUCAUAAGGGCUUGAUGGGUAUCGUGAAGGAUACGACUGAUACCCAGGCUCGUGUUGAGUUGCAUACUGGGUUCAGGAUCAUCAGCGUCACUAAGGACAAGCUUAGGAUCAAGACUCAGGAUGGUCGGUCACUGACAUAUGCCGAGUUCGUUGGAUCGAGAGGUGGACAGCGUGGGCCGCCUGGGGCUUUUGGACGUGGAGACAGAGGAGGAUCUGCUGCGCCCAGGGAUGCGCCGGCAUGGGCGAGGGGGAAUGCUACUCCCGCUUGGCAAGCUGCUAAGACCCCUGCAUGGCAAGGAAACGGCUUCGCCGGUGGAGAUGGUGGUCGUACGCCUGCUUGGGCUCAAGGCUCGCGUACCCCCGCUUGGUCCAUGGCCGACGGCGGCCGCACCCCAGCCUGGAACGCAUCUUCUCGCACCCCCGCUUAUGGCUUGAACGACGGUGGCCGUACACCCGCCUGGAACGCCUCAGCGCGGACACCCAUGCAUGGUGGUGCUACCCCGGCCUGGAACGCGUCUGCCCGAACGCCGGCUGCGCCGUGGGAUCGUCCCAGUCAAGAGAGGGCGGCGCCGUGGGAUCAGGUGCAGACGCCUGGGGCUAUCAGUGCGCCUACGCCUGGGGCUACUGAUGCUGCUACGCCGUGGGGUGGGGAUGAUGAGGAGCCGUCGUAUGCGCCGGCUAGUCCUUGAUCUUGAGGUGG
Messenger RNA from Saitoella complicata NRRL Y-17804, 2896 nucleotides. Its product is annotated as transcription elongation factor Spt5. The record is from RefSeq and is a predicted model, not a curated record. Gene Ontology annotation, biological process: transcription elongation by RNA polymerase II; regulation of DNA-templated transcription elongation; transcription elongation-coupled chromatin remodeling. The coding region runs from base 48 to 2885 and encodes 945 amino acids. The transcript has a single exon. Gene Ontology annotation, cellular component: DSIF complex. Lineage: Eukaryota; Fungi; Ascomycota; Saitoellomycetes; Saitoellales; Saitoellaceae. Gene Ontology annotation, molecular function: mRNA binding; protein binding.